CCGCGGCUCCGGCAGGAGCGGCGAGGGAGGUGCCCACAGGCGCCCCGCGCUGUGCAUUCUCCGCGUCCUCCAGCAGAGGGGCCGGCGGCGGGCUGCGCGUCCCGCAUAAUAGCCGCUUUGAUGCCGGCGGCCGGGCACAGGGGCGGGGAGGGGAGGCGGGCCGGAGGGGCGGGAGGGUGUGUCCGGCUGCCCGCGCCUUUCCUCCGCCCCUCGGUUCGGCCGCCACACGCCGCCGGAGCUCGGACGGGUGCCGGUCCGUCCUCCGCGUUCCUCGCCGCCGCCGUGAAGCCCCGAGCCGGCGGGAUCCGGGCGCUCGCCAUGUCGGUCGCGCUCAGCAACAGGUUUCAAGGAGGGAAAGCUUUCGGCUUGCUCAAAGCCCGGCAGGAGAGGAGGCUGGCGGAGAUCAACCGGGAGUUUCUCUGUGACCAGAAGUAUAGUGAUGAAGAGAACCUGCCAGAAAAGCUCGCAGCUUUCAAAGAUCUGAUGUCUUUAAAGAGGAUGAUGGAGAAGCUUGGGGUCCCCAAGACCCACCUGGAGAUGAAGAAGAUGAUUUCGGAGGUGACAGGUGGGGUCAGCGACACCAUCUCCUACCGGGACUUUGUGAACAUGAUGCUGGGGAAACGGUCCGCUGUCCUCAAGCUAGUCAUGAUGUUUGAAGGAAAAGCCAACGAGAACAGCCCCAAGCCAGCCGGUCCCCCUCCAGAGAGAGACAUUGCCAGCCUGCCCUGAGGACCCAGCCGGGACCUGCCCCGCCCCUCCCUGCCCCGCCCCUCCCUCCUCAUCUCAUUGUACUUCUGGACUCAUUGCGAUGUCUUUUUUUUUUUUCCCCGUUGUUGGACAUGUUUGUUUUUUCACCUGCAGAAUCUGAUCUCUUCGUAAAGCACAAAUUAUCUGCCUUAAAGGGGCUCUGGGGGCCCUCCUCUCUUCCUUCCUUCCCCACUCCCUGUGCAGAAGGGCUGACAUCAAACCAAAAACCGGAAGUGGCAGGGCCAGGGCAGGGAGGCUGGAAGCCUGUGAUCCCCAUGCUUGGAGCCGGCAUUGUCCAUCCUUCCUGGAGGUCGCUGAGCUAAGUCCAGGCUCACUGGCCGGGCCCUGGUGAGGACCUCAGCCCACUUUCAGAAGACCCUGGGGUAGGGAUGAGGCUGCAGGGCCUUGCUAGGGUUUCCUCAGACACUCUGAGGUCCCAGUACUCUCAGGUUGUCCAGGACGUGGCCACUCGCUGCCCCAUGCCCCAGCUGAUCCCCACUCAGGCCACACUUCCCGUCCUUAAUGAGGUGACAGGAGAAUGGGGGGGGGUGGCGAUUGGAGACCCUCAAGAAGGUUCUGGAAGGAAUCUUCCGGCCUUAGCCCUUGGCCACACCUUUACAGAUAGCUCAGAGGGUGCUCUGUCCCUUGCCGGGGCCGCAGAGGGCUUCAGAGGUAGAGGGGAGGACAGGGGCCUUGGGGAGGGGGGUUCAGCUCAGUCUAGUCCCACUUUUUAGGGAAGAUGCUGAGGGCAACAGGCUAGAAGGAGGAAGAAAAUGCUCACGGCAAAAUGUCAGCACCACUGUUAAGCCAAGAACUGAGAAAUAGGGAUCUGCCUUUCUGAUCCCAGUCGGCUUGAAAACUGACUGCUUCCCCCAUUCACCUUCCCACCUUACUCAGACCAUUCAUUCAUUCACUCAGUCAUUCAACAGAUAUUUAUUGACCAUCUAUCAUAAGCUUUAAGCCCACCCCCCCCACUUUGUCCUGCCAUGUGCUGUGUCCACUGUCACUAACUCAUCUGUUUCCAAACCACCCAAAACCUUGAGCUUGGGGAUUAGAUUGGGGUCACCUGUGUCCCUUAUUACGGACUCAGGGUUUUAGAGCCCUGAUCCACCUUGUAGGUUAGCUGGGCCAGUCCUCUCAUUUCACAGGUGAGGAAACUGGUGGCCCCCAGGGAUUAAUUGCCUUGCCCAAGGUCAGGAGUUAAUCUGGAGAUGGAAGAGUCUGGACUGAAGCCCAGGUGUUCAGAUGCCCUGCCCAUGUUUCCUCUCUGCUUGGGGCUGCUUCUGUCAGUCAUGAAAACAAGGGAAGGGGCAGGGAGAGGCCGUUUCCUAGGACAGCACUUGGGGAAGGCCCCGGGCCAGGACUCACCUUUCCCAGUGCCUCUGCGCCAGCAUCAGGGUUUGGGUAAGGGCCAGGCCUGCCUCUGCAGUUCUGCCUUCCCUAGAGCUUCUCAGCGAAGCCACUUAGAACUCAUGCAGGAAGGUGUCACACGCGGCCCCAUCUUGGCUGAGCAGGGACCUCAGCCUGGACCCCACUUGACCCUGCCAGCUCAGGACUUAGAUGCAGUCAUCAAUUGAGCAUAUUUAUUAAGCACCUGCUAUGGGCCAAGAGCUAAGAACCCAGUCAUGAAAUAGAUACAUGACAUUUAAGAGUCUAGUGAGAAAGUCAGACUCGGACAAGGACGAGGGAGACGAAAUGAAGGAGGGGCUAUGGGGUGACUGCACCGCCAUCCUGGGGAGGCCAAGAUGGGCUCAAGACUGAGCCAGAGCCUUGGAGGAGCAUUUGCCAAACCUUAAAUGGAAAUGUGUAGGUACUCUUGGAGCCGGUGUGGGCUCUCUGUGGCUCCUCAGUGGGCCAUGAUCAAGGGCUCAGGGAGUUGCCUGACAGCAGCUGAAGGGAGUGGAGCAGAUAGGGGAUGGGAAAAGGGCCAGGUUGGGUUCAUUCGCUGGUCUCAGCCAGUUCAGGAGCAAGACUAUUUGGCCGUGACUGGUUGAUCUUUAGGCGAAGGAGCUGCUCAAAUGCACAUGCCUAGUUGAAGUUUAAACCCUAGCAAAACAAUUUUCUCUGUAAAUGUAAAAUCUCACCCCACCCCCUUCCUGCCUUGGGUUUUUUUCCUCCCAAGCUCCCUACUUGAGUAACUGCCUGUCCACACCCCUUCCCACUACCUCGCCCACCUCUCUAGGACACGAUGAGACCUUUGAGCAAGGUAGUCUUGACUCCCCAUCAUAGUCAGGGCACUUGAUCCUCACUCAGAGAGGAGGGCACAACCAACCAGGCUUAUUUCAACAGCUUCCAUAGUUUACAAGACCACAGGAAGCCUCCUUAAGGGAGAGCAAGUGGGUGUGUCCCCAGAUUCUGGAAAGGGCAGGACAGAGCGCUUCCAUUGGCUAGGAGCAUCAUGAGAAACCACCCAAGUUCCUUCACCAUUUCUUGGAACUCCAGUCGGUCCUGGAGGGAGAGUGGCUCAAGAGUGGUUUCUGGAAAGGGGGGUCUUGCAUAUAUUUCAGGUUGUGGCUAUUGGCCCUGGGACUCUUACUUCUCUGGCUAAGGGCUCACUUUCUUAGAACUUUAGCUAUCUUUCUGAAAGACCAAAUCUAACUAAUGUAACCAGAAACUUGGGGAUUGCCAAGUGUGGCUUUGUCCCUGCAACUCAGAAAGGAAGGAGUGUGUGUUGGGCAAGUUCAAGUGGAUGUUGUAUGUGUGUGCGUGUGUAUGAGAGUGUGUGGUGCCAGAUAUCAUCUCUGCAUACUGGAAAUAAAACAGACAAACUAUCAA
Messenger RNA from Hipposideros armiger (great roundleaf bat), 3522 nucleotides. RefSeq names its product allograft inflammatory factor 1 like (gene AIF1L). The coding region runs from base 121 to 729 and encodes 202 amino acids. Gene Ontology annotation, biological process: ruffle assembly; actin filament bundle assembly. The transcript is spliced from 5 exons. Gene Ontology annotation, cellular component: actin filament; ruffle membrane. The record is from RefSeq and is a predicted model, not a curated record. Gene Ontology annotation, molecular function: actin filament binding; calcium ion binding. NCBI's taxonomy places the organism in Eukaryota, Metazoa, Chordata, Mammalia, Chiroptera, Hipposideridae.